Molecule: messenger RNA, 1493 nt
Organism: Sphaeroforma arctica JP610
Lineage: Eukaryota; Ichthyosporea; Ichthyophonida
Exons: 1
Coding region: 143-1360 (405 amino acids)
Source: RefSeq, a predicted model, not a curated record
AGUGGGUCCAACUUCACACUACACAGCACAGUUAAGGUACGAGCCUACGAGUUGAACCCCAGAAUUAUACUCACCGUUUCAAGCACCGCAGCUUGAUUUAUUCAACUUCCGUGUACAGACAAAUUCCUGACUAGAAUUAAAUAUGAGGACGGAUACAAAGUGCUCGGGCGCAGAGCUUCUGAGGAAGAAUGUAGUGUCAAAUGUCCCUGUUACUUCUGAGCCAGAUAAUUUAACGUUGACUAGGGGCAAUUCACUGUGUGGAAGUACUUCCACAACGCAAACAAAAGCGAUGGAAGCACCUAGAUCUGGUUACACUUUACAAAGAAAUAAACCGAAGCCGAAACAACGUCCUGUACCGAUUAAGGUGGAAGUUUCUCAACGGCCAAAACCUCGGCCAGUGGUAAACAAUGAAGUGUGCAGUGCAUGUACGGAGGACUGGCGGAACAGCUGUGUGAUUUCAACUCCGUCAUACACUAAAACGCAUAGUUUGCUUUCAAUAUCCGGCGAUAUGCCAGUGCAAAGUCCUUCAAAUCCUGCUUUGAGUGACGAAGAUUUCAGUAAAAUUCCCAGCAAAUCUAGUGUGUUGAAUGAUGUCGAUAUCAAACAUUCUGAUGGAGUCGCUACGGUAUCAAGCAACUUGCGGAGGCGGCGCGUACUCGCAUCUUCGGCAUCUGUGGAGAAUACUACACCAUCUGAGAUCAGAGUGAUAACUGUUAGAAGGCAAAAGACAUUUCUAGCGAAUACCGAACAAAUAAGAAAGACAACUACUUGCAUGGAAUCAACAGAACCUCUUCGAUUUAAAGACCAAAAGAGCACUACCUCACUCGAAUUUACAUCACAUCAUGGUGAUACAAGCUUAGAGAAAGAUACUAGAAGGAGUCAUAGUUCUCAACUGCCAAAUAACUACCGAAAGUCUGCAUCAAAGACGACACCGAGACUGUACAUUACACGUAGCGGAAAGCUGAAUGAACUGGCAGUAUACCAUGAUGCACAAGUUGUUGCAAGGAGAAAGUCAGAAAAUGACACAAAACAGACACAAGCAUAUUUGGAGCAGAAACGUAACAACCGACACAGUCUUGAGUUUGGAAAAUGUGAAGCUCAAGUACGUCUCAUCGAGUAUGGCAACAGUCUCUCUAUUCCUACUUCCACCCGAGAAGAGAAAUUACGUUUGAAAUCGCCGUCGCUUUUCAAAUGGAUUACGCCAAGCAUGGAGUUUCUACACGGAUCGGAUUUAAGCAGUUCUCCUCGGGACGGGCAAGAAAAACCGCAUAUUAGGCCGCCGUUCAAUUUCAAAAAGGCUGUAUCGAGCACGGAGUGUCCGCGUAAACUGGAUAUAGGCAGAAAGGGCAUGCAGACUUGACGGUAAAUUCGACGCAUACCAUAUAUUUGUAUUAUAUGUCUUGGUAAUGUACACAGACUAGCAACCAGAGCAGAAUAUAUAUUCACAGAACAUAGAAACUUAUUUGUAAUAAAAUUCAGACCCCUAUGCCAAA